AUGCAGCGAUUACAACUGGUGCAUGUUUUACUUGCCGCCUCAGUCGCCAUGAUUCUCACUUCAACCUCAACAAUGGGACAACAGUCAUCGUCAUAUAACAAGCGACUAUCUAGAACAGAAAUGCCUAUUGUGCAGGCAGCUAAUGCACCAUUAAGUGAUAAUAUUGCGACAGCCAGUGGCUCAGAGCCAGCACUCCAAACAAUUAAGGCGCCAGAGGGUGAGAGCAGUAGCGCAGUAGAUACGAAACCAAGUGAUAUCGCAGGACUGGAAGAGUCAGACGAGAGUGACACAUCAAUUGAGGAUGAGUGUGAUCCUGAUAUGAUUGGAUUUGAGAUAAUCACAGGGUAUGUUUUCUCAGCACCGGGAAAACUCUUAGACUCCAUACCAGGCACUUUAAUGUUCACCGAUUGCCUGGAGGCGUGCCAAUCUAAUGACUCCUGCAACUCUGUGAAUUAUGAAACCGGACUGUGUGUACUGUUUGCCUCCACUGCUGAUAAACUACCAGGAGCACUGGCCAAGUCGCAGUUUCCCGUUUUCACCAUCUACGCGCAGAAAUCAUGCCUGGCCAUCCGCCCGUGCGCCCGUGCCUGGUGCAUCGACAGAGUACAAGGCUACAAAUUACUGGGAUACGAAAAACGAUCAGCUCAGGCAGCUUCUAGGCGCGACUGCCUGGAGAUGUGCCUCGGUGAGACGGACUUCACAUGCCGAUCUGCCAACUUUUAUCGGUCUAGCGGUUUGUGUGAACUGUCUGACAUGGAUCGCAUCACAUUGGCCGGCUCCAGUGCCUUCAAGCACAGCGAUGAGGCGGACUAUCUUGAGAAUGCAUGCGCCGAGGAGCCAAACAAGCUCUGUGAAUUCAAACGCCUCUCCGGCCGCAUCCUCAAGACCGUGGACUCGGUGUAUCAAGACGUGUCCAGUGUGGACGAGUGCCGGGAAUUGUGUCUCAAUUCACCCUAUCGCUGCCACUCCUAUGACUACGGUGACACCGGCGAUAUGGUGUGCCGUCUAAGUCAUCACAGCCGCGCCACACUUGCCGACAUCCAAGAUCCCUACUUAGACGUCCCCGAGGCGGCCACAUAUGAGCUCUCAUCCUGCUACAAUGUCUCCAUUGAGUGCCGCGCCGGCGACAUGGUGGCCAAGAUCCGCACAUCCCGCAUCUUUGACGGCAAGGUGUACGCCAAGGGGGCCCCCAAGUCGUGCUCUGUGGACGUGAAGAACGCCCUGGAGUUCGAACUGCGCAUGGGAUAUCAAGAUCUCGAGUGCAACGUGCGCCAGAAUGGCCUGGGACGCUACAUGAACGACGUCGUCAUUCAGCAUCACGAUAAGAUUGUCACAUCCUCAGAUUUGGGACUUGCGCUCACAUGCCAGUACGACCUCACCAACAAGACUGUGUCCAAUGAUGUGGACUUGGGCGUCACCGGAGACAUCGAGACCACCCUGUCCGAGGAAGUCGUCGUGGACUCACCCAACGUCAUCAUGAAGAUCACCUCUCGCGAUGGCAACGACAUGAUGCGAUCCGCCGAGGUGGGAGAUGCCCUGUCGCUGAAAUUCGAGAUUGCCGAGCAACAGUCACCCUACGAGAUCUUCGUCCGCGAGCUCGUGGCCAUGGAUGGCACGGACAAUGCCGAGAUCACCCUCAUCGACUCCGACGGCUGUCCCACAGAUCACUUCAUCAUGGGUCCCAUCUACAAGAGCUCCACCACCGGGAAGAUCCUCAUCUCGCACUUCGACGCCUUCAAGUUCCCCUCUUCGCAGACGGUGCAAUUCAGAGCCCUGGUCACACCUUGCAUGCCCACCUGCGAGCCCGUGCAGUGCGACGAGGAGGACUUCAGCGGAGAGCUGAGAUCUCUCAUCUCCUACGGCCGCAAGCGGCGAUCAGUCAAUGCUUCCAGGCGAAUGCGCCGUGAAACACUCAAGCAGCCACCAGAAGACAUGCUUCUGGUGCAAUCAAUUGAAAUUACCGACAAAUUUGGCUUCGAGAAGCAACAAUCGCAGAUUAGGCCCACCACGAAAGAGACUGUCUUUAUGGCCACCGAUAAUCAGGCAUUCUGCAUAAAUGGCUUCGGUCUCAUACUGGCCGGAGCUGUCUUCCUGCUCGCUCAAGUCUCAGUCAUCGGCAUCUGGACAUUCCUGUGGCAGCGACGACGAAAACAGCGCAACUUCGAGGAGUCCGCGUACGGCUCCACCAUUCCCACGCCCACCCUCACCGCCGGCCGGACUGAUUCGCUCUGCAAACUGUACGAGACAACCCACUCGAGACAUCCUCGUCACUUCUAA
Phlebotomus argentipes is the source of this 2277-nucleotide messenger RNA. RefSeq lists its product as uncharacterized. The coding region runs from base 1 to 2277 and encodes 758 amino acids. The transcript has 6 exons. NCBI's taxonomy places the organism in Eukaryota, Metazoa, Arthropoda, Insecta, Diptera, Psychodidae. The record is from RefSeq and is a predicted model, not a curated record.